CAGAUAUUAUGACAUCAAGUGGUCAGGCAGUGGAAUUCCGUAUAUCUCAAGAACCCUUACCUGUACCAGUCAUGGACGAUGUAGCAGAAGUUCCUUCUCUGAGCAGUGAUGGUCUAUCAUUCGUAGUCAUUAAAUCAGCUGCUGAUCUUGAUGAAUUAUACGAAGACAAUGAUCUUUCACACAUCAGCAUGCUGCAAGAACACAAACAACUUUACCAACAAGAAUUGGCAGAUUUACUUGAAUCCACUCAUCUACAGCCUUCAGUAAAACCUGCUUCAACUGUAAACGAAAACAAACCAACCAAAGAAUCUGUAGAUUCAAAUAACGCUGACCAGCAUGUUGUAAAUAACCCAAAAGACUCAUUUCAAAGUACUAUUGGAUCUUUGCCAAAUGGCUUAAGUCCUCUGAAAACAGCUAAUAAUGAAAUGAAUCAGAGCUGUUUACCAGCAAUGCCACAACCCCAACAGAUUUAUCCUGGAUUAAGAGCAGACGAACACGAUUCUCGUGCGAUCAGCAUAGUGAGCUUUUCCCCAAACGAUUUUGGUUCUGAAGAAAUUCAAGCCAAAGUAACUCAACUUAUCGAUGAAAAUAUGCACUUGAAAGAUACCAUCAUACAAAAUAAUUUGAGCAUGAAAGCGCAAUAUGAUAGAAUAAUGGCAUGGCAAAAUGAUGUCACCAAAGUUCAUGAGGCCCAUAAAGAAAAGUUUCGAGAGGCGAAAAGAUGCAUCGAAACUUUAAAAGAAGAAAACGCUACCAUAAAACAAGAAAACGAGAAUUUGAGAUACAAUUUGCAAGUCCAGCAAACCGAACAUGACAAAACUAAAAAACUUCUCACCGACACCUCAGAAAAUAAUCUGAAAGAAUUUCAACUGGAUAUGGCUAAUAAAAAAAUAAAAGAAUUGGAAGAGGAAUUAAAAAAAUUGAACUCGACAAUUGCAGAAAAUCAGGCGUCAUACAAUUGGAAAGCUAUGGACGAAAAGCUACAGCGUUACGAAAAUGAGUUGGAGCAAGCUUAUAAGAAACUUAGGGAGAUGGAGAAAGGAACUGAAGAGCAAGACAAUCUUGCUCUUCAAAUUGACCAACUGAAGCUAACAAAAGAAAAACUGCUCUUAGCUGAAAUGGCCCUUGAACAAAACAACAAAGAAAUGUAUUCUUUAAGAAAUCAACUGGCAAUAAACCAAAAAACAUCAGAAAACACUUCAAAAAUUCAAGAAUUUGCGCAAGUCGUAGCUGAACGUAACCGAUUAAUUCAAGAAUUGGAUCAUAGAAAUUCCACUCUAUUGACCUCACAAGCCAGAAUAAAAGAAUUAGAAGAGGAACUCGAAGAAGCAAAUGACACUGCAAAAAAAUACAAACACGCCAACCUGGUUGCACGUGACAAACAAGAACACGCCGCCAUCAAUGCUUGGAUGACUAAACAAAAACUGGUCGAUUUAGAGAAAGAAUAUCAGUUAUUAUUGCAAGAAAAUACUGAAUCAGCUGAGCCGCAAUAUCCUCCUGAUUUUAAUCCUGGCGAGAUGUCCUACCUUCGCCAGCAGCUGAUGCAAUCUCAGAAAGCCCUGAUCGAGUCCGAACAAAAUAGAGCUGUAUCCGAUGCUAAAGUUAGGGCUCUCAACAAUGAAAUUGCUGAACUUGGACGACAAUUACAAAAUCAACAAACUGAAAGCGAUGACCAAUUUGCUUUGAAAGCUCAACUGGAGGUGUACAAAGCCGAUUUUGAGGCAGAACAAGAGGCCAAGGAGGAGGUUAAGAGAGAAAAAAAUAAAAUUGCUGAAGACCUGCAACACUUGCACAGGCGUAAUCAGCAAUUGCAAGAAGAAAUUGAAAUUUUAAGGGAGCAGCAGCAAUUUAACCCCACUUCAUCUAUGCGCCGGGAUGUUACCAGACCUCAAGCUACUGCACCAACUAGAGAAGAGUUCAUCUACAAAUGUCCAAAGUGCGAUUUUGGCUUUAAAACCUUGACCGCUGUAGAAAACCACGUUAUCCGUUGCAUAGAAUUAGAAGAUUCUCUUCCAUAA
Messenger RNA from Ceutorhynchus assimilis (cabbage seed weevil), 2018 nucleotides. The record is from the annotation of a GenBank genome assembly. Lineage: Eukaryota; Metazoa; Arthropoda; Insecta; Coleoptera; Curculionidae.